Bathycoccus prasinos is the source of this 1410-nucleotide messenger RNA. Its product is annotated as queuine tRNA-ribosyltransferase. The record is from RefSeq and is a predicted model, not a curated record. The transcript has a single exon. Bases 1 to 1410 code for a protein of 469 amino acids. NCBI's taxonomy places the organism in Eukaryota, Viridiplantae, Chlorophyta, Mamiellophyceae, Mamiellales, Bathycoccaceae. Gene Ontology annotation, molecular function: tRNA-guanosine(34) queuine transglycosylase activity.
AUGUUGAAACAGAUGCGAAAGUUAACCGUGGAGUUGGCCGAGAUCGCGGGGAAGGAGAAGGACGGAAUUAUUCACAGAACAUUUGCGCAUCAAAAUUCCAGCGCCGACAGAAAAGAUAUCUCUAAAAACGACUCUUUCCCCGAGUACGUUCAGAAACCAUUCUUCACGUUCGAAGUCCUCCACGAAUCGAAACGGUCUCGGGCGAGAGCGUGCAAAAUAACGACUCCGCACGGGACGAUUUUUACGCCAGCUUUUGUCGCGGUUGGCACGCAAGGCGCGUUGAAAGCGGUGCCGCAUUCGGUAUUGGACGAUGCCAACUUGGACUUGAUGUUUGCGAAUACCUACCAUUUGUUGCUCCAACCAGGACACGAGCAUUUACAAAAAGCCGGAGGAAUACACAAAUUUAUAGGGAGAAAUAGACCAACUAUUAGCGAUAGUGGCGGGUUUCAAGUGUUUUCAUUGGGUUUGGAUGCGGAUGAGUUGGAUGAGAGCAAAUCCCCUAAUAAGAAUAACAAUGAUGACAAAAACAACAACAACAACAACGGCGAACGCAACCACGUCGGCACCGGGACGAAGGAGUUGAAGAGUCGAGGGAAAACGAAGCAUAAGCAGCAGAAUUUAUUGGAAAAAGUAGAUGAAGAUGGCGUGACGUUUCGUUCGUACCGCGACGGGACGACGUUGAAGUUGACGCCAGAGUCGAGCGUGCAAGCGCAAAAGAACAUCGGAUGCGACAUUAUACUUCCUUUGGACGAGUUGACGAAAUACGAUAUCAGUUUACAAGAGCUCUCAGAGUCAGUAGAUAGGUCGCACAGAUGGGAGACGCGGAGCUUAUACGAGCACUUGAAGAAUGUGAAAGAGCAGGCAAUGUAUGCCAUUAUUCACGGCGGCGUGGAUGAGAGGUUGAGAAAGAAGAGCGUGGAAUAUUUGACGAGUUUGCCUUUUGACGGCUACGCGAUUGGUGGGUCGUUAGGGAAGAACAGGGAAGAGCUGAAAGAACUUUUACAGUUUUUGAUGCCAAUCAUUCCGAGGGAUAAACCGAAUCAUUUACUUGGAAUUGGAGAUUUGCCGUCUAUUGCGCACGGAGUACGCAUGGGCGUGGAUUCGUUCGAUAGCGCGUACCCGACUCAAAUCGCUCGACACGGGACGCUUUUGUCCGAGAAUGGGCCAGUAAAUUAUAGAAAAUCAGAAUAUAGAGAGCAUUUCGGCAAACCUGCUGAAAUAUUAGGAAAUAGUAGUGGCGACGACGAGUGCAAGUGUUUAUUGUGCAGAAAACACUCGCUCUCGUAUUUAGCGCAUCUGGACAGGGCAAACGAACCCAUGGCAUGGAGCCUCGCGACGGAGCACAAUUUACAUUUCAUGGGACGUACGAUGGAAAGGCACAGACAAGCUAUAAUGAACGAUGAGAUAUGA